Messenger RNA from Iphiclides podalirius (scarce swallowtail), 510 nucleotides. NCBI's taxonomy places the organism in Eukaryota, Metazoa, Arthropoda, Insecta, Lepidoptera, Papilionidae. The record is from the annotation of a GenBank genome assembly.
AUGGGCAAUGAAAAUUCAAUUCCUAUGGAGCUAUGUUCAAACUUCGACGCGGACGAGAUCCGGCGGCUGGGCAAGCGCUUCCGCAAGCUGGACCUGGACAACUCGGGCGCGCUGUCCAUCGACGAGUUCAUGUCGCUGCCGGAACUGCAGCAGAACCCGCUAGUGCAGCGCGUGAUCGACAUAUUCGACGCGGACGGCAACGGGGAGGUGGACUUCAAGGAAUUCAUCCAGGGUGUCUCGCAGUUCAGCGUGAAGGGUGACAAGCUGUCCAAGCUGCGCUUCGCCUUCCGCAUCUACGAUAUGGACAACGACGGGUACAUCUCCAACGGAGAGCUCUUCCAGGUGCUGAAGAUGAUGGUUGGCAACAACCUGAAGGACACCCAGCUCCAGCAGAUCGUGGACAAGACGAUCCUGUUCGCGGACAAGGACGAGGACGGCAGGAUCUCCUUCGAGGAGUUCUGCAACGUGGUGGGCAACACGGACAUCCACAAGAAGAUGGUGGUCGACGUU